Molecule: messenger RNA, 1839 nt
Organism: Panthera uncia (snow leopard)
Lineage: Eukaryota; Metazoa; Chordata; Mammalia; Carnivora; Felidae
Gene: RSL1D1
Product: ribosomal L1 domain containing 1
Exons: 9
Coding region: 55-1527 (490 amino acids)
Source: RefSeq, a predicted model, not a curated record
CGCACAGGGAGCCCUGCCGGUACCGCGCGAGCGUCUGCACGAGGUGGGAACGAAAUGGAGGGUUCGGCUUCCACCCCACCCUCCUCCUCAACCGCGGCCUCAGCCACCGCUCCAGAGACCCCUGCCUCCCUGGAUCAGCUGGACCAAGGGCAGAUAAGAAAGGCAGUGGAAGCUCUGUUGGCACAUUCCAAGUCCAGGAAAAACGCGAAUGGAUUGCUUCUGAAUGAGAAUGAAAAUUUCUUUUUAAUGGUGGUGUUAUGGAAGAUUCCAAGUAAAGAACUGAGGGUCAGAUUGUCCUUGCCUCAUGGUAUUCGAUCAGAUUUAACAGAUAUUUGUUUACUUACCAAGGACGAACCCAAUUUAACUCCUGAAAAGACAGAACGGUUUUACAAGAAGCUUUUGAACAAACAUGGAAUUAAAACCAUUUCUCAGAUCAUCCCUCUGCGAACUUUAAAGAAGGAAUACAAACCCUAUGAAGCCAAGCUUCGCCUGCUGGGCAGCUUUGACUUCUUCCUCACUGAUGCGAGAAUCCGGCGGCUCCUGCCGUCCCACCUGGGGAGACACUUCUAUCACAGAAAGAAGGUUCCCGUUCCUGUAAACCUUCUGGCCAAGAAUUUAUCCAAGGAGAUCAACACCUGUAUAGGCGGGACUGUCUUGAACAUCUCAAAAAGUGGUUCUUGCAGUACCAUCCGCGUUGGUCACACGGGAAUGGAGGUCCAGCACAUCAUCGAUAACAUCAUCGCAGUCACGAAGAGGCUUUCCCAGAAGCUGCCAGAGAAGUGGGAGAGCGUGAAGCUCCUGUAUGUGAAAACCGAGAGGUCCGCUUCGCUUCCCAUCUUUUCCUCGUUUGUCAGCUGUCAGGGCGAAGCCAAAGGAGUGCGCACUCCUAGUCAGAAGAAGAAGGAAUUAAAGAAAAAAGAAAAACAAAAAGAGUAUCGUGAAAAACAAAAGGAGAAGAAAAGAAGCAAAAGGCUUACGAAGCGGGCCAGAAAGGCCUCGUCGGCCCCGAAGAAAGAGGAGGCAGGCCCUGGAACUGGCGGUGCUCCGGUGAAGGACCCCGCACCCCCGAAAGAGGCCCGAGCGUGUGGGAAGAAAGAGAGCAGGCGAGUAAAAGCCCAGAAUAAAGUGCAGGACGAAUCCGAAGAGGAGCUCCCUCAACUGGUACCAAUAGAGAGGACUCCAGCGAAAGAAAACAGAGAGAUGCAAAAACACGCCGCAGGAAAGAAGUCUCCGAAAAAGAGUCCCAAUCCCAGCACACCUCGUGGGAAGAAGAGAAAGGCCCUUCCCAGUUUCGAGACCCCGAAGGCUGCGGAGCCCAAGACCCCAGGUAGCAGCCCGGGCAAGAAGCCAAGAAUCAAAGAAGAGGCGGGAAAAGAACAAAACUCUUCACUGGGCAAAAAAGACCCAAGACAGGUGACCAAAAAGCCAGGGGCCAAGUUCUUCACUACUCCUAGUAAGUCUGUGAAAAAAGCCCCCCACGCCCCCAAACAGUGGCCCAAAAAGUCCAGAGUGCCCCAGUCGACCUAAAAAUCAGAGACUCAAGCAGAAGGAAUCCUCCAGACUCCCUAAAGAGCUUUUUAAAAAAUGCUUGGAUCCCGCCCCUGCCCGGCGCAGUCUCCUCCAGGAGUGAGGCCCAGACUUAAAUACUUGUUAAAACCUCCGCAAGCAAUUCUGACGGAUGUUUGUGGGCGUGGGAAGGAGUAGUUGUGAAGGAGACCCAUUUUUUAAGUUGCUUUUCCAUGUAUUUGCUAAUGUAACAGGGAAAAUACAGUGCUUCUGUGUGGUUGCUUGUUAUUAAAGUGUAACAUUGGCUUCUGAGUAAACUCUUGGUGCUCCCUA